AUUAUGUGUGGCUAAAAGUAAUUAAUGGUCACUGUGAAACAUUCUAUGUGUGGCCAAGUCUCUUUGUUGAUCUCCGUUCUUCCACUGCCUUCUAUAUCCUAAAAUGCAGAAGUUACAGGCAGUUCCCAGUUCUGUUAAUCCCCACUACCCAAAAUUGUCAUACGCUUCCCUUGUAAAAAAUGCUUUUAGGGCAAAACCAGAAUUGUUUAUCUAGAUGCAGAAAGAGGAAGAACCAUAUUAGAGAGCCAACUCUUCAAGAAAUCUCUUCAAGAAAUUAGCGAUAUUCAGCUACAAUUUGAUUGCAUAUAAAGUCGAUUGGGGCAUAACCUUGCUAUUGUCCUUGUAUGCCUGUCGUUUUAGCCGCCACUAUCAUCUUCUUCAGAAAAAACUUCGUUAACAUGAAAUUAGUUUAUUUGAUUGGCAGCAGGUGGCAUAACAUAGAUAGCCACUCCAACUGUCGUAAGGGUCGAAACAGGUUUUUUUGUGGAUUAAAUGGGUCGUGUAACCUUUCCCAAUUGCAGCACCAACACUUUGAAGACAUUCAACUUAUGGCAGACACAUGUUUGGAAGCUUUUAGGUUUUCCAUCUCUUGGUCUAGACUGAUCCCAAUUGUUUUAUAUGUGUCAACUAAGGCGAUCAACUGUAUAUUCAUAAUAAAGAUUGCCGAGGUUCACAUCGCAACUUCAGUGUGUCUUAAGGAGGUCACAAGUUGUACAAAGACUUUACCCAUAACGCAUCAGUUUUUUCUAUUUUCAUGAUAUCAUUUGAUCAUACGACAUCAGAAUUGGCCACUUGUUACAAGUUUACUCCCCACCACAACCAAAGCAAAGCAAGGUGGCCACCAACCCAUGGAUGCAAAUUAGCGGCACGUUCAAGUCCAAAAUCCAUGAGUAUAUAUGGACUUGAAGAAAACAUCCUAGAAAUAGUUCUUAGUUUAUGUGUAUAGUCGUUUCACUUUGUUACUUUUGUAUGGAUUAUUAUUGUUAAUAUCAUUUUAUUUUUUUAUUU
Molecule: messenger RNA, 1008 nt
Organism: Helianthus annuus (common sunflower)
Lineage: Eukaryota; Viridiplantae; Streptophyta; Magnoliopsida; Asterales; Asteraceae
Exons: 7
Coding region: 345-758 (137 amino acids)
Biological process (GO): carbohydrate metabolic process
Molecular function (GO): hydrolase activity, hydrolyzing O-glycosyl compounds
Source: RefSeq, a predicted model, not a curated record